Molecule: messenger RNA, 867 nt
Organism: Boleophthalmus pectinirostris (great blue-spotted mudskipper)
Lineage: Eukaryota; Metazoa; Chordata; Actinopteri; Gobiiformes; Gobiidae
Gene: swi5
Product: SWI5 homologous recombination repair protein
Exons: 5
Coding region: 111-521 (136 amino acids)
Biological process (GO): double-strand break repair via homologous recombination
Cellular component (GO): Swi5-Swi2 complex; Swi5-Sfr1 complex
Source: RefSeq, a predicted model, not a curated record
AAUGUUGAACACUUCCUGUAUAGUGUAGUGGAUUAUUUAUCCACUUUGAAAACCUCCUUACUAUUAAUUUCAACGCAUUUUAACUUUUUUUUUUUUAGUUUAAAGACAAAAUGGAUACAGGUCAAUCCACAGAAAAUCAUUCAAGUAUUACUAAAACUCACAGUUCGACACCAAAGGGGAAUGAGUUGAGAAAAGAAGUCCAAGGACGAACACCUUGCUCCAAGUUCAAGAAAGUCCACUCAAAUUUUAAAUCACCACUUCAAGUACCACGGAGUGCAAAAGUGAGCCCUGAAGAGGAGGUGUCCGAGCUGCAGAGGAGAAGGGAGCAGCUGGACUCUGAGAUAGCCCUGCUGGAGGCUGAAGGGUGCAAUGUUGAAGAGCUGGAGCAACAUAUAGACAAGCUGCAUGAAUACAACGAUAUCAAAGACACUGGACAGUUGCUUCUCGGUCGCAUAGCUGCUUUGAGGGGAACUACCACUCGGGACCUCUACACUCACUUUGGCCUGGAUUUAGAUGACUGACAAAAGUGGAUUCACUUUUGUCAUUCUAUGGAUUGAGACCAUGAAUGUAUUAUAUGUACUGUAUGUCUUAUACAUUUUACAUGUUUUGUUAUUGAAAAUGUUUAGUUUGACCUAACAGUGUUAUCGAGCCAACACCAGCUAAUGUGGAAUUUUACACUACAUAUCAUGUUCAUGUUGACUCAAUAGUUCAAUGUUUACAAAUGUUUGUUUUAUUAAAUGUCCUGUUCUCUAAUUGUUAUGGAUUAUAUAUCUAUGUCUAUUUAUUAUGUCAGUAUAGCAAAGGGUCAGGUCAGUUUGUGUCGCCAAAACAAGUGAAUCAUUAAAAGUAUGUAAAACAACUGUAAAA